Messenger RNA from Suillus subaureus, 1983 nucleotides. RefSeq lists its product as uncharacterized. The transcript is spliced from 16 exons. Lineage: Eukaryota; Fungi; Basidiomycota; Agaricomycetes; Boletales; Suillaceae. The record is from RefSeq and is a predicted model, not a curated record. Bases 1 to 1983 code for a protein of 660 amino acids.
AUGCCUCCCGCUGCUGCCUCUCAACUCCACUCAUACCAAUUUUCCAUGCUCAAUGUCAUAAUGUCAUUGUGUUUUCAUCAUUUGGAUAUUGCUGACUUGCAUGUCCCCCAGAUCCUACUACCUAAUGCCAAGCAUGUGGCAUGUGUGCUUGCCUCUGCUAUCAUUGGUGCACCUCCCCAGCACUCACUGCAGGCCAGCCCUUUUGGUUCACUCAUCACUUGGCUCUCAAAUGCUUCCAGCUUGGCUGCAGCAGACCCAACCACUACUCCUGAUGCUCUACCACCACCAGACAGACUCAAUGAGGCUGGCUCUUUUGCUGUCAUACUGGGUGUCUCAGCAUUCAUCAUCCUCAUAGGCAUGUAUCCAUUGUGGAGGAAAUUUCUCUGCUGCCCACCUGCCCUGUCCUGCAUCAAUGAUAACGAUGACAGCAGCAUCAACAACAACAUCCUGAGCUUCUUGAAAAUGGAUGUGGUCAGUGCUUCUACUAGUACUGAUGGCAAUGAGGUAUUCUGGAGUGCUGAUGUUGGUGCACAUGACCAAAUGACCAGCACUACCACUCUGGAGCAAUUGCUUCCCUUCCCAUGGCGAUUCAGCUACAAUAUGACUGUGAAAGUGCUAAGGCAGCACUGUACUGAGUUUGACCUCUGCCAGAUGGGCAGCAAGACCAUGCUGAUCAAACAGCUGGAGGAAUUCAGUCAUGAACCUGAUUCAUGGGACAGGACACAUACCUCAGCUGAAGUUGCAGUGCUGUUGCCAUGGGCUGAGAUGAUCACUAGAGAGUAUCAAUACCAGCCAAUGGAUAUUGCUGGUGCGGAGUCCUGUCAUACUCUUCUGACUACCAGUACAAGUGCACCCUCUGUUCCCUACAUUGAUGAGGAUGCCAUCAUCCAAAACAUGAGUGUGAAAAUUAUCAGCCUUGUUCAAGGUGCCCUCCAUGAGCCCAGUGCUGCUCAGUCCCUACCUAUACCAAACACUGAGGGCAUCACUCACUCCAGUGUCAAGAUCAUUGCAUCCCCAACAGGGAAGCCAUGGCUACUCCAGCUUGGAGAUGGCACCAUCUUGCAAGUGGAUACAAGUGAGAUUCCUGAUCCCCCUGCCAUCAGUUUUGCACAUGAUAUCCUGCACCUCAAUGAUAUGUGGGAUGACCAUACUGAACACUGGAAAGUCGAAUACUGGCCAUUACUCUAUUGCUAUGGCAAACAGCAGCAGUGGCAGGGCAUGAAGAAUAAGUGGAAUGAUUACCCUAAGCAGUUCUGGGCUACCUUCAGUGCCAAAGGAGAGCACAUGAAGUAUACCAUAAUCAUUCAGAAGUUGUGCGAUAUACACAUGCACACAGAGAGUUUGGUGCCACCUUUGACACUCAUUUUACCUACCAGAGGGGAGGACAAGACACCCAUGACCUCUACAGUGAUUGACCCCAUGCAGCACUUUGCUGGUUUGCAGAGUGUGCUUCCACUUACCACUGACCUCAAAAUGAAUGCCAAUAUUGAAGAAGAUGUUACAGCAGAACAAGAAACCCUGAUUGACCCUGAACAAAGUGCCCUGACAAUGACAAUGAAUAGAUCAAUGGAUGCUUCUGAGUUCACUAAACUGCAGGUGACUCUCAUGGAGGCUUCUAAGGGGAUCACAGAGGGCAUGGAUGCUGAAUACAAGAGGACAAGGCUUUUGGGGCCAGACAAGGACUUCUUCAACAAGAGACCACAACCAAAUGCUCCAUGGGUCAUUGUGGCCUGGAUUAUGAAUGUCAGCUCAAAGUCAUCCACCAAAGACCAGGGGACAUAUGGACAUGCUCAGAAGAUGCGAGCAUUGAUGACCUAUGCCUUUGCUGACCAUUUAACUGCUCUACUAGGUCCAAGCCAGAAAUAUUAUUUAAACUACACUAUCAUAACCACCUCCUUCAAAACUGGACUGUCCAAGCAUAUCAACCUAGCAGUUUUCACCACUUACCAGUACCAGUCUGAGACUGAGCAGCUUUUAGCAUGA